Punica granatum (pomegranate) is the source of this 3193-nucleotide messenger RNA. The record is from RefSeq and is a predicted model, not a curated record. Lineage: Eukaryota; Viridiplantae; Streptophyta; Magnoliopsida; Myrtales; Lythraceae.
CUUCGUACUUUGUCUCUUUGGGAGAACAGUGGGAAGGGCAUUCGAGUAAAAGCCGAACGAUCUUCUCCUUCUCACUGUCAUCUACCUCACCUUCUCCAUCAAGUCUCGGUCUUUCUUCUCUCCUCCCUCGUCAAUCGACAGCACAGAAUUGCAUUCACUGUACUGCCCGCCUUCCCUAUCAUACUUUUCCGCCCUCCACUGUCAUUCUGGGUUUUCUUCAUUAAAGCUGAAGUUUUUGGGCAAUUUGGUUCGUAAAGUGUGCUUCUUGAUGGGUAAUGGUGAAUGAGAGAGAAUCCCCCUUUAUUCCUGGGCGGAUCAGUGUCUACUGUCACUGCUUGCUACCUCAAAGUCGAUUGCUUGUCGGGUUUUGUUUCUCGUUUUCCAGUAUCGAAGUAAGGUAUACAUCUGAUCUUGAUCGAGAACUUUGUUAACUUCGGAUAAGGAUGAGUAAUUACGGCGGUGAUGAUGAUGAGGUGUACUCUGUCAUCGGAGACAAGGGAGAGAUUGGAUAUAUUGACAUCGACAAUGACCCCUCUGUAUGUAGUUAUGACCCAAGUGAAGAGGGUCCAGUAGUCGUGUCGAUCCCUUUCCCUUUUAUUGAAAGAAAGCCCCAAUCUGCCCUCACAGGACAGACCUCAAAGUGUUCAAUCACGGUAACAAACACAACCGAUGAAUCUGUGGAACUAUGGGGGAUCAGGAUUUAUUGCUCCAAUCCAGCAGACUCAUUCAAGUUAUCUAUAAUGGAACCACCUUUUCCUGAUUCAGAUGAUCGUUACAUUAGAGCUUUCAGAGAGGACUAUUAUUUGGAAGACAGAGUUCUUGAGCCGAAGCAAACCUUAACCCUGUGGCUUUCUUGUAAACCCAAGGAUGUGGGAUUGCAUACUUCUAUUGUGCACUUCGAUGCAGGGGAAGACCGGAUUGAACGUGUUGUGUUCCUAUUGGCUGAUGAUUCACUCUCUCAGUCCUUGGCCUCAAAUCGUCCCUAUUCUCAGGUACCACGGAGGAGACAUAGUACUCAUGUUGAUGAUUACGUGCCGUCAGAGCGUCCUUUGAAGACAAAGACCCAACAGAACUUCAAGUUCUUUCUCGAUGUGUAUCCUAUCCCAAAGUAUGUCAGAGAACUGGUAGCGAAACGUCAACUCCCCAAGGAUCUCUGGGAAGGUUUGGAUCCGGAGAACUACACAGGUUACUUCAGUGCUUUGAUUAUACUGGAAGAGUUACAUUUAGAGGAAGAGAUGAAGAAGCAUAAUAUGGAGAAUGUUGCAUUGAGUACAAAAGGGGCCCGCUUUUUAGCUCUUGAGGUCCCAGGGCUUGCUGAGAAGCGGCCUUCAUUGGUACUAGGCGACUUUGUUUUCGCAAAGAUUGUUGGUGGAGAUGAUACUCCAUACCAGGGUUACAUUUAUAAAGUUGAAGCUGAUGAAGUCCUGUUAAGGUUCGCUAAUGAAUUCCAUGCUCAAUACUUCUAUGAGAAUCGAUAUGAUAUUCAUUUUAACUACAAUCGGGUUAACAUGAGGAGGUUGUACCAAGCCAUCGAGGCGACCGCGAAUGUAGGAAACGAUCUCCUCUUUCCAUCGAGAUCGUCUCAAAGAAUGUGGAAUGCAAGAGCUUCAAUUGGAGCUUUCACCUCGAAUCUCAAUGAGGAGCAGGCCCAUGCGGUGCGAUCGGUCCUACGUUGCAAAGGCUCUCCUCCCUAUGUGAUAUAUGGUCCCCCAGGGACCGGUAAAACAAAGACUUUAGUAGAAGCAGUUUUUCAGGUUUAUAAGACAAGGAAGAACUCCCGGGUCCUAAUUUGUGCAGCUUCAAACAGUGCAGCAGAUCAUGUUCUUGAAAGCUUGACAAGCAAAAGCAAUGAGGUUGCUCGGGUCAAGGACACGGAGAUCUUCAGACUUAACGCAAUGGCUCGUUCCUGUGAGGAUGUUCCCUCAGAACAUAGACAAUAUUGCUACUCUGAGGAUUCAGUCUUCAAGUGCCCUCCAAUGGAAGCCCUGAGGAGGUACCGGAUUGUUAUAUCGACCUAUACAAGCUCAUCUCUCCUUAGGGCUGAAGGUGUAAGGCGGUCCCACUUCUCGCACAUAUUCUUGGACGAGGCAGGCCAAGCCUCGGAACCUGAGGCUAUGGUACCAUUGGCGAAUCUCUGUGGACCUUCGACAGUGGUGGUUCUAGCCGGGGACCCAAAGCAACUGGGCCCUGUUGUCUUUUCCAAGGACGCUGAUACCCUUGGGUUGGGGAGAUCUUACCUCGAGCGGCUUUUUGAAUGUGAUCUCUACCGGAAUGAGGAGGAAGGUUUUGUCACGAAAUUGGUACGGAAUUACAGAUGCCACCAAGCAAUUUUGGACCUUCCCUCAAAGCUCUUUUAUGGAGGGGAAUUAUUAGCUUGUAAAGAAGAAGACAAUGACUCGAAGAAUAUGAUCACAGCCACUGGCCUUCUUCCAAAUGAGGGCUUCCCUGUUUUGUUUAUCGGGAUUCAGGGCUGUGAUGAGAGAGAAGGCAACAACCCAUCAUGGUUUAAUCGCAUAGAAGCGAGCAAAGUUGUUGAUAUAGUAAAGAAAAUUACAUGCUCGGGCAUUGACGAAACUGAGAUCGGGGUGAUCACGCCCUACAGGCAACAAGUAGUUAAGGUACGAAGCGUGCUGGAGAGUUGGGAUAUGACCGGCAUCAAAGUUGGCAGUGUCGAACAAUUCCAGGGGCAGGAGCGGGAGGUAAUAAUUGUAUCCACCGUCCGAUCUACGAUAAAGCAUAAUGAGUUUGACAGGGUUCAUUGCCUCGGAUUUCUCAGCAACCCGAGGAGGUUCAAUGUUGCAAUAACCCGAGCUAAAUCUCUGCUCAUUAUUGUUGGUAAUCCGCACAUUGUCAGUAAGGAUCGGUAUUGGGAUAAGCUUCUGAGGUACUGCUACGACAAUAACUCAUACCAAGGCUGCCCACUUCCUGAGAAACAAGAAUCUGCAGAGGAAGAAGAUGAUCUUGCCAGUGUAGACAUUGACUUUAAAUACGGUCCUCAUCUCCUUUUAAAGGAUGGAAAGUGGUUCAUAUCCGACGAGCAUAAAGGGUCAGACGGUUGGAAGUGAAAUAAACCCCAUGAUUGUAUAUACCGUCUUUUUUAUCCGACAUUUUCUAAUCUUAUAGGCAUUUGGUUAAUAACUUUGAGGAUUUUUAGUUGACGGUGAUUAAAUUUUGGAGUAGCUUCUUCCCGAAA